Messenger RNA from Pichia membranifaciens NRRL Y-2026, 866 nucleotides. RefSeq lists its product as hypothetical. NCBI's taxonomy places the organism in Eukaryota, Fungi, Ascomycota, Pichiomycetes, Pichiales, Pichiaceae. The transcript has a single exon. The coding region runs from base 273 to 764 and encodes 163 amino acids. The record is from RefSeq and is a predicted model, not a curated record.
GGGUGAGGAAUGGGUGUUUUCAAUGUCUUUUGCGGAGCCUCGGAUUGAGAUUGGGACUCUUGCUUCGGGAUUUGGUUUGCGGUCAAGGUUGAACUUGAGCUUUGGUUUGAGCUUAAGCUGGUAGUUGAGUUGGAGCUUGGGAUUGUGUUCAAGGAUUGAGUUUGCUUUGGCUGUUGUUGCUGUGAGAGUGCAAAAUCGGGAGCCAGUUGUUUUUUCUUCAAAAGUGUGGAAGUCGAGUUGACUCUCUUUAGGGGGUCUUUAGGGUCUGAAGGAUGGGAGUGGCUGUCGCCAGAGACCGAGAAGAGGUUCUUGAAUUUCUGGGAGACGGAGCUGCUCCGGUGUACUCUUCGGUUGUGUUCGGAGUCGGACUCACCAUUUGUGGACGCUACCGACGAAUUGGAGGACGCCGAGGUGAUUGGCUGCAACAUUGGCGGUUGGGGGUGGUUAUUGUUGAAGGAGGACACGGGGUUCAUCGACGGAGAGUUGGAUGGCGUUGGAGAGCUCGACUUCGAGGUCGGAACCGCCGUGGUGCUCUUCGACUCUUUUCUGAACAGGGGCAUGGUGCAGGUGCAGGUGCAGGUGCAGCUUUUCCUGCUCUAGACAGCGGAAACGAUGAGGAGAGGGGAGGGGAGGCUGCAAAAGUGCCGAGGCUUGUUCGGCUUCUCUGGAGGUCGGGGCAAGCAGACGACCGUGAUGGUGUGCGUCUGGGGGAUCUGUGCCGGAGCCUGUUUGCAGCAAGUGUGCAGGUGAACAAGGACGCCUGAUGUCUGUAUCUGUGUCCAGCUCAGUUGCACGACAAACACAGCCCUUACUGGAGCACUGAACGGCUAGACUAUCCGUGGAAACAAACGAGAACCCGAGGCCCG